Messenger RNA from Tachysurus vachellii, 2535 nucleotides. RefSeq names its product thymocyte selection associated family member 2 (gene themis2). The transcript is spliced from 6 exons. The record is from RefSeq and is a predicted model, not a curated record. Gene Ontology annotation, biological process: T cell receptor signaling pathway. NCBI's taxonomy places the organism in Eukaryota, Metazoa, Chordata, Actinopteri, Siluriformes, Bagridae. The coding region runs from base 286 to 2319 and encodes 677 amino acids.
UUUUGAGACCUGCACUUCUGUAUUCCAACCAUUACGACUUAUUUUUAAAAUAGUUUAAGAAAAUUUCGCAGAAGCUUCACUGUAACGGUUCACAUUACUUAUUUUCUUGGGACCUUUUAAAAGAAACGUAACGAGGAAGUGGUCAAAAGUCUGGUUAUAAAGUAUUCUGAAGCGGAACCAGUGACAUUUCAGAUGCUGUGUCGAAGAGAAACAAAGCUGCCCAUUGUAAGCUGUCAGAAGUAACUUGUGAAGACUCUGGUGUGGAGGUUUUAAGGAGUUUUCGGGAUGGAGGACAUCGACGGUGUUUUGGCUCUGCGGGAUUACAUCAAACACGUAGAUCAUUCGUCUUUACCGCGCAUAUUGCAGGUCUGCUCCGGAGUUUAUUUCCAAGGCUCAGUGUAUGAGAUCUCAGGUUCUGAAGUGUGUCUGUCUACUGGUGACUUGGUGAAGAUUACAAGCCUUAAGCUCCUGGCUGUCUCUUGUGAGGACAUUAUCAAUAACACCUCAUUUGAGCUGCCCAUCAACCAUUCAGGUUUGUUCACACUGGUUCGUGAGGAGCUACCUUACAGUACAAUAGAGGAGAUAGUAGGACUGCUACCUGUUGGUGUGGAUGCAAUUGGCUCAUUCUCCUUCUUCAGCAAAAAUGAUCUUAUCAUUGAGAACCUCACAGUGCCAGCUGGGACAGAGAUGAAUCUUCUAACUGUUGAGCUCAAUAAGGAUGGGGAGCGUUUUGUUCGCUGUCAGCUCAUGGGCCAGCAGGAAGUCGCUGCAGAAGUCCACAUUCCCUUUUCUUGUCAUGGAGAGUUCUAUGAAUGCCAGAAUGACCGUGGCUACUCCCUUUAUGAGAUCAUGUACUCAGCCAGGCUACGCACGAGACGGUUCUCUAAAACAAACCCAGAUACAUGUGGCAGCCCGUUGUUCUUUAGCCCAGUCUAUGAAAUCCAAGGCAUCAUGCACAUGAGGAAGAACAUAGUGACGUUCCCCUCCACCCUGGAAGUGGAUGUAACAGAUGUGACUGAGCAGUGUAAACAUAUAACAUUUGUAACUCCACUAUCUCUAGCUGAGGUAGCUGUACAGCCAAAUGAGGCCUUUCCUACUAUGGCAGAGAUCUUGGAAGGACCUAUGGCUAAUCCGUUCCUAUGCUGCAGCUGGUUGAAAGAGCUACAAAAAAACAAGCAUCUUGUGCUGCACAACUGUAAUAAAACACGCAUGGUGUUAGCGUGUGCCCCAAAGGGGAGAAAAACCCAGCAGUACUUCCUGCUUUCUCAGAGCUAUGGUGGCCAAGUACGGAGAAGAGCAAGGGAGUUUAGCUCAGUAUAUGAAGUGUAUAUGGCAUUCUCUCUUUCUCCAGGACUGAGAGUUUCUGUGACAAGGCACUUUGAGGGUAUUGAGGAGGAAGGAGUGCCUGCUCUUAGUGCUGGGGAACAGCUGGAAGUUUUGAGAUUACAAACAGCAAAUGCAUCAGAAACUGAGUUAGGGGCUCCUGGGAGUGUGGAAAGCCUGAUCUGCAAGCGGAUUGAGGAUGAGGAUGAGGAUGAUGACGAGGGGUGUGAGAGUAGCGAAAAUGAGAUCUGCCUCCCUCUAUUUACUCCAGCCAACUUUGUUGAGAUUCUGUUAGAUAAGAAAAAGUAUGGUUUAACUGAACUGGUCAAGAACGUCUCCUUUCCCUUGGAUGUGAAAGUGGUGAGUCAUGAUAAAACACUGGAAAAAGAUCCACUGGGGGGUUUAAUUCUGAGACUGGAAGGUGUUCUAGAAGAGACCACUGUGCUUGCCAGCUUGCCUGAAACUCCAGACAAAUGCUUUGAAUUGCCUGUUCCCUGGCUGCAGCUUUCUCUAUCAUUCAUCUCAGACCCCUUACCCUGGCCUGAUUCCAAGAGCCCAGAGGUUCAGCUACAGACUGUCACUGAGGUAACAGAGCAUUUCUACCAUGAAUAUAAGCUUACUGAAAAAACUGUGGCUCCUCCUCCACCGCGUCCUCCUAAGAGAAAAACAGUGACCUUACAAUCACAGAAAGUGUGUGCAAAGCCUAAAGAAGCCACUCUGCACAUCAAAAGUAGUCCGACUGUAAAACCGGACCAUUCUCCUCUGGGCCAAACAAAACGUAGACCACCACCACCAACACCAAAUGAAACAGAAGAUGUACCCCCUCCUUUGGUUCCUAGAAAGUCUAUCUCAGAGAGUAUAGCCAUACCAAAUAUGUAUGUGAAGUCUCCAAGACAAAAGCCACGUAAUACAGAAAGAAAGACCUCAGGAAGCGAUCAUGACUACGAACCUGUGGAAGACUUGCUAACAACUCUUGAUCAUAUCAUGUUUUACUAGUCCUUUAUAAAAAAAAAAAAAAACAGAUACUGUUGCAACGUGAAGUGUCUAAUGUACAUGAGAUUGCGUUUGAACUUUUUAUUAGGCAGUAUGAAGUAUGAAAUGUACACAAAUACCCAAAGAACAAAACGACCAUUACAAACAAACCAUUUAUUUAAUUAUAAACAUUUUUAAAGGACAAUGUGUACAUUAAUAUUAAAAUGUUUUCAAACCACA